This is a messenger RNA of Knipowitschia caucasica, 843 nucleotides long. The record is from the annotation of a GenBank genome assembly. NCBI's taxonomy places the organism in Eukaryota, Metazoa, Chordata, Actinopteri, Gobiiformes, Gobiidae.
AUGGACAUGGGCAACAUGGGCCACACCAUCCCACAGGUAACGCCUACAUGUACUUCCCAUACGUCUGCAUCGCACCACAAAUUGACGCACUCCCCGGAACAUGGGCCACACAAAGCCUCUCACAGUCACGGGCAUGGACAGUGGCACAGACACGUCCACCACAGCACUCACCUGCACAAAGCACCACAUCCUCAUGGAAACAAUGUAGAGGAAGAGGACAGCAGAGGGAAAUCGGAGAAGAAAGGGCUUCUGAAACUCUUGAUCUCGGGAGAGCCGCAGGCCAAGCACUUGUUUGGAAUCAUAUACAAUGAUUUCAAAGACUGUGAGUGCUACGGCCACUCCAACCGCUGCAGCUACAUCGACUACCUGAACAUCGUGACCUGUGUGAGCUGCAAGCACAACACCAGGGGCCAGAACUGCCAGCACUGCAGGCUGGGAUACUACCGCAACGCCUCGGCCGAGCUGGACGACGAGAGCGUCUGCAUCGAGUGCAACUGUAACCAGAUGGGCUCAGUCCACGACCGCUGCAACGGCACCGGCUUCUGUCAGUGUAAAGAAGGAGCCACCGGAGCCAAGUGUGACGACUGUGUGGGCGGAUUCUUCUGGAAACAAGGCUGUUACCCUAACGUGUGCGACGAAGAGAUGCUCCUGUGCCAGAACGGAGGGACCUGCUUCCAGAGCCAGAAGUGCAUAUGUCCUCCGGAGUUUAAAGGUGUCCUGUGCCAACAGUCUCGCUGCGAGGCGGGGAAGGACUGCAACAGCGCACCCUCACUACACUCCACAGCUGUGCUACUGUUCUGCACUCUGCUAACUCACCUGCUGGCCACGUUAAGCCCCCACUGA